AUGAACAUUCUCCCCAAGAAGAGCUGGCAUGUCCGCAACAAGGACAAUGUGGCUCGGGUGCGGAAAGACGAGGCCCAGGCUGCAGAAGAGGAGAGAGAGGCCAAAAGAAGAGUGGAGCGAGCAGAACAAGAGGCUCGUACAGAGUAUAUGAGGAGGAAAGCUCGGUGUGCACUUGAUGCCGCAGGGGUGACCAGGACUGAAGGAGGAGGAGAGAGUGGAGGGGGCACAUCUGAACAUCUGAACCUGUUUCCUCUGGAGGAGUCCUCAGAAAAGAAGGGAAACGAGGAGUAUAUCAAAGACAAGAAGGAUGAGAAGGAAAAGCAGGAACGUGCAAUUGGUUUACUGGUGUCACUGGGACCACAGCCCGGAGAGGAGGUGACCCCCUGGUACAUGAAAACCAGCUCCGAAAAAAGUGAAGAGAGCAAAGAGAGUAAAGAGACCAAGGAGAGCAAGGAGAGCAACAAGAGAACACCACUGUCAGAGGAGGAGCGGGAGAAGAGGCAGCGGCGUCUGAAGAACUUGUUAGAUCCUCUGAACGACAUGAGGAAAGGUCUCGGCAUCAAGGACAGAAAAGAACAUAAGAGCAAGAAGAAGGAAAAACACGACCGUGGACAGAAGAGGAUUCACGGAGAGAGCUCCAUAGAGAGGCUGAGGGCGGAGCGUCUGCAGAGAGAGGCGGAGGAGCGGAGGAGGGCGCAGGCUCUGAUCGACCAGAGAAAAGGAAAAGGAAAAGAAGACGCAUCCAAGAACAUAAACGACAGAGAGCGACCGUACAACAACGCGUACUUCCCUGAACUCGCCCGCAAACGACAGAGGAGAGAUAGAGACAGCUGGAGGGACGAAAUCUUGAAAUCCUGA
Knipowitschia caucasica is the source of this 858-nucleotide messenger RNA. NCBI's taxonomy places the organism in Eukaryota, Metazoa, Chordata, Actinopteri, Gobiiformes, Gobiidae. The record is from the annotation of a GenBank genome assembly.